Molecule: messenger RNA, 939 nt
Organism: Symbiodinium necroappetens
Lineage: Eukaryota; Dinophyceae; Suessiales; Symbiodiniaceae
Source: the annotation of a GenBank genome assembly
AUGCGCCGGGACGGCUUUCGGGUUUCCAGCCGCCCGCUGAGCAAGACAUCCCGAGCAAAGGAUGAUGCAGAGGCCAUGCCCAUCUCCGAACAGGCUCAGAAAGACUUCAAGGCCGUGGAGGCCGUCCUGGCUGAAGGCACGCCUGUCCGACUGCCGGACUUGGACUCCGACUCUCUUCAGGAGCGCUUGGGAAGGCAUGGGGAUGUCUCGACCCGAGAGGAAUCCGAUGCGCUUCUCCAGGAGAACGCUGGUGCUGCGCCGCCCUAUGGGCCUUUGGGUCUGGGCUCCCUGGGGUCCUUCUCCAACUUCGGCUCCAUGGGCUAUGGCCCGGGCAUGUCCUCCGGUGCUUCAUCUGGAUCGCCGUUCCUGAGCUCCUUCUCUGGUGUGCUCGGGUCCCCGAAGUCUCCGUCUCCACCUGGCAUGCCGAUGCCCCCUCUGGCCAGUUCGGUAGCGAGCAAGGAGUCCAAGGACAAGAAGGAGAUCGAUUUCAACAACAUCGACUACAUAGGAUGUAUCAUCCCGCAGUGGACGGAUGGUGACUGGAUCUGUGCGGAAGCUGUGGACGUUCCAGACAUGCAAAUCUACGACGACGCCCAGCACAGGACCCGAAAGAAGCUGCGCGAGGGCGAUGCGUGCACCGUGCGAUGCCCCGACCCGCGAUACUGGCAAAAGCCACAGCCUUCUGCGCUGGUUUGCAAGUCUGGGCGCUGGAGAGAUCAGGUCUCCAGAGUAAACGUCAAGAAGAUCGAGUGCGAGACCUCAGGACGCUGGUUCCUCGUCCUCGGUUUCAUCACCGUCGUAGUGCCUUUGUGUGGCUGUUGCGGUGCUGCGGCUGUGCUGGUGAGAAUGAAGCUGAAAAAGAAGGAAAAGGCGCCGGCAGAAGCACCAGCAGCAGAAGCGGAGACGAAAGAAGAGACUCAGGCAGGUGCUACGUCCUGA